AUGUGGUUCCUNUUCAACAACAGUAUCAGCGAGAACAGCAGAAAUAAGAAUGAAAAUGACUCCAUAUCGCACCAAGACAGUAAAGGUUUCUCCUGGAACCCAUACAAGAGGCUUCAGGUAGAUACCGUUGUCGAGUCGACAGAGUCUUCGCAGCUGAACCGCGAUAAGUUAUUGCCUUCGGCUACCUCCUCAACGCAGGAGUCGCCAGCGCUCACAUCGGGUGCCUAUGGUUGCGAUGAGACCCCGCUCUCUCAGCCACGCCCAAUCAUGUCGCCUCAGUCUCCUUCUAUGUUGACCUUGCACUUACCACCUUCGGCGAGUCUAUUGUACAAGGAUGAUGACUACAUGUGUAGGGCAAGUUCAGGCUCUUUGUUUGAUGGUUCUCAGUGGAGUGCACACAUGUGCUUGACAUCAUCAUCUCUCAGUAGGGGAUUCCCUAGUGGGCCAGUAAACUUUGAAGAUUCAUUCGAUAUGAGCGCACGAAGUGUGUAUGGAAUGGGUGAACCGCGGCAGCAGCAGCAUCGACAGCAUCGACCGCAUCAACCAUAUGCUGUACAACCACUUCCUUACCAUGGCCAAAGAAGUCGAAGUGUCUUGUCACCUCUAGGUACUAUCGGUUCUUUGCAAUCAGGGAUCACCUGUGGUUUGAAUGGUGACAGAAAUGUGUCAACUCUCUCAGCAUCCAUAUCGCAUGAUCUGUCGAAGUGUGUUCUUCGUUUUAAGAAAAUGAUCCCACCACCACUUCGUUAUAAUGAAGCACUGGGAGUGUUAGAGGAUGAUAACGGGAAUCACCCCAAUGAUGUCGUGGAGAUUGUGAAGGAAGUGAUGUGUCGCUGGUACGUUCGUAUUCAAUCAUUAAAGAAUGAUCUCUUCGUUCCUCGUGAACACCCCAGUGUUGUGGGUACACAUGGAAAUAACAGCAGCAUCAACCGAAACAGACGUGUACGUCCUGGACUUGAGGAGUGGUGUCCCGAACCACCGCAGAAAAAUGAACAGGGAAACGAUGCGUUUCGUGAGUGGGCGCUGAGGUGUAAUGCUUGGUGGGAAAAGGCAUUUGGAGAGAAGACACGCAUGGUAAGCCGAAGUCGGGGCGGUCGGGGAAAAGGGAAUCGGCAGCACUACCACAGCCAGUACCCGUACAACAACACAUCCUUUAAUGAUAACAACAGUGGCAGUUCUCAUAACGGUAAUAACGCCAACACCACCAACAAUAAUAACAUCCAUGGUGGUGGUAUCUGA
Messenger RNA from Trypanosoma theileri, 1239 nucleotides. RefSeq lists its product as uncharacterized. The record is from RefSeq and is a predicted model, not a curated record. Bases 1 to 1239 code for a protein of 412 amino acids. The transcript has a single exon. Lineage: Eukaryota; Euglenozoa; Kinetoplastea; Trypanosomatida; Trypanosomatidae.